CGGGCGGGCUGGCGGCAGGGCAGCCGCGCGCCGGGACCAUGCCGCGCUCCUUCCUGGUGGACUCGCUGGUGGUGCGCGAGGCGGCGGCCGAGAAGAAGGCGCCCGAGGGCAGCCCGCCGCCGCUCUUCCCCUACGCGGUGCCCCCGCCGCACGCGCUGCACGGCCUGUCGCCCGGCGCCUGCCACGCGCGCAAGGCCGGGCUGCUGUGCGUGUGCCCGCUGUGCGUCACCGCCUCGCAGCUGCACGGCCCGCCCGGGCCGCCCGCGCUGCCGCUGCUCAAGGCGUCCUUCCCGCCCUUCGGCUCCCAGUACUGCCACGCGCCCCUGGGCCGCCAGCAUUCGGCCGUGUCGCCCGGGGUGGCUCAUGGCCCGGCCGCUACGCUUUACCACACCUCCUACCCGCUACCCGAUCCCAGACAGUUCCACUGCAUCUCUGUGGACAGCAGCUCGAACCCGCUGCCCAGCAGCAAGAGGAUGCGCACCGCCUUCACCAGCACGCAGCUGCUGGAGCUGGAGCGCGAGUUCGCCUCCAACAUGUACCUGUCGCGCCUGCGGCGCAUCGAGAUCGCGACCUACCUGAAUCUGUCCGAGAAGCAGGUGAAGAUCUGGUUCCAGAACCGCCGGGUGAAGCACAAGAAGGAGGGCAAGAGCAGCGGCCACCGCGGCGGCGGCGGCGGCGGCGGCGCGGGGACCGGCGGGGGCCUGCCACAAGGCUGCAAGUGCGCCUCGCUCUCCUCCGCCAAGUGCUCCGAGGAUGAUGACGAGUUGCCCAUGUCUCCGUCCUCCUCGGGGAAGGACGACCGGGAUCUCACGGUCACCCCCUAGGCGC
Molecule: messenger RNA, 828 nt
Organism: Orycteropus afer afer
Lineage: Eukaryota; Metazoa; Chordata; Mammalia; Tubulidentata; Orycteropodidae
Gene: GSX1
Product: GS homeobox 1
Biological process (GO): regulation of DNA-templated transcription
Cellular component (GO): nucleus
Molecular function (GO): DNA-binding transcription factor activity, RNA polymerase II-specific; sequence-specific double-stranded DNA binding
Source: RefSeq, a predicted model, not a curated record